Theobroma cacao (cacao) is the source of this 1108-nucleotide messenger RNA. It is a transcript of the gene DELTA-TIP, whose product is annotated as delta tonoplast integral protein. Gene Ontology annotation, cellular component: membrane. The record is from RefSeq and is a predicted model, not a curated record. NCBI's taxonomy places the organism in Eukaryota, Viridiplantae, Streptophyta, Magnoliopsida, Malvales, Malvaceae. Gene Ontology annotation, molecular function: water channel activity. Gene Ontology annotation, biological process: transmembrane transport; water transport.
AAACAUUAUGAAACUCAUGAACCUGUUUAAUGUAUAAGACCUUGUAUUAUUAUACUCCUAUUUCUCUAUGUUUUCUCUUUAGUAUAUAUAUCUGACCACAAAAGGUUUCUGUACUCUAUCUGGAUUAUUCUCUCUAUCCUUAUCUUCUUCACCAACCUCCCUCUUCUUCCAAAGAUGGCUAGAAUCGCCUUCGGUCGCUUCGAUGAUUCCUUCAGUUUAGGCUCUCUCAAGGCCUAUCUCGCUGAGUUUAUCUCAACCUUGCUCUUUGUUUUUGCUGGCGUUGGCUCUGCCAUAGCUUAUAACAAGUUGACAUCAGAUGCUGCCCUUGAUCCGGAUGGGCUAAUAGCAGUUGCUAUUUGCCAUGGUUUUGCUCUCUUUGUUGCUGUUGCCGUCGGUGCCAACAUCUCCGGUGGCCAUGUCAACCCAGCAGUCACCUUCGGAUUGGCUCUUAGUGGCCAGAUCACCAUCCUCACGGGCAUCUUUUACUGGAUUGCACAACUUCUUGGAUCCAUCGUUGCUUGCUUCCUACUCAAGGCUGUCACUGGAGGCUUGGCAAUUCCCAUCCACAGCGUUGCCGCUGGAGUUGGAGCCAUUCAAGGAGUAGUGAUGGAGAUCAUCACCACAUUUGCUUUGGUUUACACUGUCUAUGCAACGGCGGCUGACCCCAAGAAGGGUUCACUUGGCACCAUCGCACCCAUUGCCAUCGGUUUCAUCGUUGGAGCCAACAUCUUGGCUGCUGGCCCAUUCUCUGGUGGAUCCAUGAACCCAGCCCGCUCCUUCGGGCCAGCUGUCGCCAGCGGCGACUUCCACGACAACUGGAUCUACUGGGUUGGCCCUCUAAUUGGUGGUGGCCUGGCUGGACUUAUCUACGGAAAUGUGUUCAUGCAGUCUGAACAUGCACCAUUGUCUAAUGACUUCUGAGCUGGCAUAGCUCAGUUGCCCUGCUCUUCGAAUCCAUUUGGCCAUGUAAUAAAAGAAAGAAUGGCGGUUUGGGCUCUUCUUUCUUUUUAGCAUCAUUUUUCUUUUUCUUUUUGGUUGUUGUUGUCAACGUUGCUUUGUGGAAAUGGAUGAGGUUGGUGAUGUGCAGCCACUCUUUUUUUUUUUUUCU